GGCGGCCGUCGCCGUCGCCCGACGUCAGUUUCGGCGGGGAGUUUGUUGGCGGGGGAUGCGCGCCCUGGAGUCGUCCGGCGCCGCGGGCCCGGCCACGGCGUUCAGCUGAAGGGCUGCCCUUCACGGUAAGACUUCACGAAAAAUACCAUGGCUUUGAAAAGCACAGUGAAAGGUAGUACGCACUCAAAUGGCCAAAUAAAGGACAAAUCUGGUAAAGAAAAUGAAGGUGGUUUAAAGCUUUCAACGGAGAUUAAAAUGGAUAUCGACAGACUCUAUGAAGCAGUACCGCAGCUCUCCAAAAUGUUUUUAAUUGAAGACAAAAUUGGUGAAGGCACAUUCAGUUCUGUGUAUUUGGCCUCAGCUCAGUUGAAAUCGGGACUGAUAGAGAAGUUUGCUCUUAAACAUUUAAUUCCCACAAGUCAUCCAGUACGAAUUGCUGCCGAACUUCAAUGUUUGGCAAUUGCUGGGGGGCAAGACAAUGUCAUGGGAGUUAAAUCUUGCUUCAGGAAGGAUGAUCAUGUGGUUAUUGUCAUGCCAUAUCUAGAGCAUGUCUCCUUUUUGGAUCUUUUGGGGUCUAUGAGGCUGGAAGAAGUUUGCAAGUAUAUGUUUAAUUUACUAAAAGCCUUGAGGCGUAUCCAUCAUUUUGGCAUCAUUCAUCGUGAUAUCAAGCCAAGCAAUUUCCUGUACAAUGGACAUCUGAAAAAAUAUGCUUUAGUCGAUUUUGGUCUAGCACAAGGUACACCUGAUACUGAAAUCAACCUCCUUAAGGUAGUAAAGACGGAGGAACAGCAAGGGAGUGGCUCAAGAUGUAAACCUACCACAAGCUCUGGAAACAAGGUCUUUCACACAAUAACAAUCAAUAAACCUCUGGCUCAACAGACAACUGGCAAACAACCCAUUAAAAGACCCGGGCCCCUUUUACAACCAAAGCAUGGAAAGGAAGAAUAUUUAAAUUUGUCUACUCAACGGUCUGUAUUUGGUGAAAGAAGUUUAAACGUUUGUUGUGCUGGAUACUUUGAAGGCCUGGGUAUAAAGCCAGGGAAAUCUAUGAAAACUACAGAUAUAGCAUCGAGAAAAAUAAUAACGGCAAAACGUAAAAUAUCAACAAAGGGUACGACAAGUGGAUUAGUUCGGAAACCCACCAUAUGCCCAUCACACCUGACUUGUGACUGUUUUAUGACAGACAAGGUUUGCAAUGUUUGCCUCUCAAGACGGCAGCAAGUUGCCCCAAGAGCAGGUACUCCAGGUUUCAGAGCUCCAGAAGUUCUAAUGAAGUGCCCUCAACAGACUUCAGCAAUUGACAUGUGGUCUGCAGGCGUUGUCUUUCUUUCUUUGUUGAGUGCACGAUAUCCAUUUUUCAAAGCCAGUGAUGAUUUAACUGCAUUGACACAGAUCAUGACUAUCCGUGGAUCGAAGGAAACCCUCCAGGCUGCUAAAUCCUUUGGUAAAACUGUGUUGUGCAGCAAAGAGAGUCCAGCCCUGGACUUGAGGACUCUGUGUGAGAGACUCAGGGGAACAGACAGCAUGAGAAAAAAGACAUUCAACCAAAAUAUCGAAGUAUUGAACUGUUCGCACGUUACUGGCAAUGUGCCAGAGUCAGAUUUAAAGGAUGAUAAAAAGAAGGAAAAGAUUGAUUUCACAGCAAGCGAACAAGAACCAUCCCACAACCAACCAAGAAAGCUCAACCAGGGUAUUCUGUGCAAUUCAGAUUUCAAAAGCAUUGAGAGAUCACCAGAUACGAAGGGGUGGGAUAGAGUUCCAGAUCUAGCAUAUGACCUGCUUGAUAAGCUUUUAGAUCUAAACCCAGCCACAAGGAUCACUGCAGAAAAAGCUUUGCAGCACCCAUUCUUUGAAGGUUUAUAAUUCAAAGUGAGUAUAUUGAAUGCUGCAAAUCACACAUGGGGAAUAACAUGAAUAUGGCUAAUAUAGUGAGCCAACGUUAUUUAAUUUAGUCAAACACGGCUGAGCAUUCAAAAUGUUUUACCUAAGAGAGCAAGUUGUUUUUAAUACACCAACUCUUUCAGUUCGUCCAUUGUGCAAAUAGUGGAUGAUUUAUAUGCUCAUGACCCGGUAAUCAUCUAACCUUUUGAGCAGCCCCUUCCAGCCAUUUUGAGAUUUUGUACUGUUUUUAAUUAAACUUGUGCAUCUUAGAAAUCGUAUGUACUUUUUUUAAAAAAAAUUUUUUUUUUAUAAUCCAGUUUUAUUUUCUACCCUCUAGUUGGGUCUUCCAUCUAAUGAAUAAUUCCUCAACAGGUGAGCUUAUUUGCUCAAUACUACCCAAUCAGAGGAGGUGUACAAGAGCAGCCUGGAUAGAAUUGCCCUUUGUUUCUUCGCCCUCUUUCCUUCUCCCUCUGUAUAAGAACUUCUGCCAUGCAACAUAUCAGCAGCUCACCUUGUAUCUCAGAGCACUGGAGCACCAAUGUAUUAAGGUAUCCAGUUUCCUCCUUUGAAAUGCUUUCUAAUUUACAGAUGUACACAAACAAGUACACUGAUCUAAAUCAGGAGGUGUAGCACAACUGCCACUCAUUCAUCUCUAUGUUGCCAAUGCUACUGCUCAGUUAGAGGCAGUUGAUUUGAGUAGUAUCAAACUCGUUUUCAUCGGAAACUUUUUUUUUAAUGUCUUGCAAAUAGCAAUGAUGAUGUAUAAUGCACAGACAGUACAAACUGCCUGGUGAACAGUUUAGUAGCUAGUGACAGCAGUUGUAAUUUGCAGGGGAAUCAAAUCUGAAUACAAUUAUACAACUAUAAUUCAGAACAGAACUGUGAACUCGGAUCUCAGGGUUACUCUGCAAAUGUUCAUGAAAUGACUUUUUUUAUAUAUAUAUAUAUAUAUUGUUAUUGUUACAUUUUACACCAUUUGAUUUUUAUAUUCAAUGAGGAAAUUUAAUUGUAAGACUAUGCCUAGUAAAAUUUGUAUUAAAUGUGUCCAGAUGAAAGUGUUUUCAAUUUAUGUUUUCAAAACCUCAAAUUGAGCUGCAGUCAGUUUCUACCAACAGCAGGAAUGCUCAGUUGUACAUAAAAUUAGUGAAUUUGACAGUAGUAUAUUUUGCUACCUAUUUUUUCAGGAACAGUUCUGUAAUUGGGAUUUCAGGAAACGUUUAGAACUACAAACUUUGCACAGGAUAGUAAUUGUAAUCCACUUUGUUUGUUUGGGGGAAAAAAUGGUGCUUUACCUGAAUUAACCACUGCCAUUUCUGAUUUGUAUUUGUUGUGUGUAAAAUGAGUAAAUGGACUAUGGGUGAUGUUUCACUCUAGUUUGUACAUCUUCUUGUCACUGACUGAUUUACGAUACUUUGUUGGGGCAGUUUUUUGUUUCAAGACCGCUGCUGUUCAUUUGAAAAUGGGAAAUAAAAGAAAAUACUGGAAA
Molecule: messenger RNA, 3367 nt
Organism: Callorhinchus milii (elephant shark)
Lineage: Eukaryota; Metazoa; Chordata; Chondrichthyes; Chimaeriformes; Callorhinchidae
Gene: cdc7
Product: cell division cycle 7 homolog (S. cerevisiae)
Exons: 12
Coding region: 148-1863 (571 amino acids)
Biological process (GO): protein phosphorylation; mitotic DNA damage checkpoint signaling
Cellular component (GO): nucleus
Molecular function (GO): ATP binding; protein serine/threonine kinase activity
Source: RefSeq, a predicted model, not a curated record